This is a messenger RNA of Aspergillus clavatus NRRL 1, 1344 nucleotides long. Its product is annotated as diacylglycerol acyltransferase type 2A. Gene Ontology annotation, molecular function: diacylglycerol O-acyltransferase activity. Gene Ontology annotation, biological process: triglyceride biosynthetic process. The transcript is spliced from 2 exons. The record is from RefSeq and is a predicted model, not a curated record. Gene Ontology annotation, cellular component: endoplasmic reticulum membrane. The coding region runs from base 1 to 1344 and encodes 447 amino acids. Lineage: Eukaryota; Fungi; Ascomycota; Eurotiomycetes; Eurotiales; Aspergillaceae.
AUGCUAGCCCGCGAAAAUUCACGAGAAACGGCCAUUCCACGGCUCAGGAAGACCGCCAAUCAUGCCUCAUCUUUGGAUCAGCUUGGACAACAUGAUUCCCAAACUGUGACCGAGGAGGAUGAUGCCUUGCGCCCCGAUCUCCACGUACGAAGUAGUGACAGUAAUUACAAGAAUCUCUUCGUCGAUCAAAGUGCGCCGUUACUCAAAUAUCCGUCCCCGAGGCCGUCAACAAAUACCCAGUCGACUCUAACCCAGUCCGCUCAUUUUGAUGAUGAGACUCGUCGGACAUCGAGGAAGCAUCGUGUGAGGCGUAGCGUCAUUCAUUGGGCUCCCUUAAACAUCGGUCUUGAAAGACGACUUCAGACCUUUAUUGUCCUAUGUCAUACCUUAACAAUAGCAAUUUUCCUCACCUUUUUCUUCUUCUCAUGUGCCAUUCCAUUGUUCUGGCCACUGUUACUCCCAUAUCUUAUCUAUAUCUCGCUUUUCUCAUCGGCCGCUACAUCGGGAACAUUGGGUGGUCGAAGCAAUCGCCUGCGUUCGCUCCGGAUCUGGUCGCUUUAUGCAUCUUAUUUUCCUGCUCGGUUGCAUCGUUCAGAAGUUCUUCUUCCAACACGGAAAUACAUAUUCGGCUACCACCCACAUGGAAUCAUUUCUCAUGGAGCGUUCGCCGCAUUUGCUACCGAAGCUCUGGGAUUUUCAAGCUUGUUCCCAGGGAUCACAAACACACUUCUUACUCUCGACUCGAACUUCCGCAUCCCUUUCUACAGGGAAUACGCUCUAGCUAUGGGACUUGCUAGUGUCUCCCGCGACUCGUGUGAGAAUAUUUUGUCCAAAGGUGGGACGGAUGGCGAAGGCAUGGGUCGUGCCAUCACAAUUGUCGUCGGCGGAGCACGUGAAUCUCUUGAUGCUCUGCCACAUACCCUUCGCCUUGUGCUGAAACGUCGCAAAGGCUUCAUAAAACUAGCGAUCCGUACAGGUGCCGAUCUCGUACCCGUACUGGCAUUCGGGGAAAACGAUCUCUAUGACCAGGUGCGGUCCGACCGGCAUCCCAUAAUACACAAGUUCCAGAUGCUCAUCAAGCACACGAUGGGAUUCACUAUCCCACUCUUUCAUGCUCGUGGGGUCUUCAAUUAUGACGUGGGACUGAUGCCCUAUCGUCGUCCAUUGAACAUUGUGGUUGGGCGACCUAUCCAGGUCAUCCAGCAGCAAAAUAGGGAUCAAAUUGACGAUGAAUACAUUGAAGAGCUCCACUCAAAGUACAUAGAGGAGCUGAAACGAUUGUGGGAACGGAAUAAAGAGGUGUAUGCGAAGGACCGAAUUUCCGAGGUCGAAAUAGUUGCAUGA